This is a messenger RNA of Amoebophrya sp. A120, 852 nucleotides long. The record is from the annotation of a GenBank genome assembly. Lineage: Eukaryota; Dinophyceae; Syndiniales; Amoebophryaceae.
CUCGGCGCGACGAACAGCGGGAAGACACACUCCGCGUUGCAGGAGUGCAUGACAAACAUCACUUCCCCUCCUGCAGGCCGCUUCCAUGUUGAUCACAGUGCUUCAUCUUCUUCUAUCGUGGUUUACUGCGCACCUUUGCGGAUUCUGGCGUUUGAAAAAUUCAACGAGAUGAAAAUGAAAACCCGUGACUUCUUCUCCACCAUUGAACUGCGGACGGGACAAGAAACCGAGGUGGUCGCAUGUGAUACAAGUUCAUCGGACGACAAGAACGUCGAAGACAAAACAGCAACUAAGACUUCUAGCAGGUUCAUUGCCUGCACAACGGAGAUGUUUCCCAGUUUCUUCGAGACGAUUGUUUCUUCUACUACUUCCGAUGGUGUUUCGCAUGACAAAGGCAAACAGCACAGCAUCAUGAACAUCAACAUCAUCCUCGACGAAUUUCAACUACUUUUCGACCCCGUGAGAGGCCCAGGGUAUCUCAAAGCCCUGAUGACCUGUUUCACCACGAAAACUACUUCUUCUGGAGCCGCAGCCUCCGAUGUUUCUUUUGCUCCUGCUGGAACAUCAAUGUCGACAAACUACAUGCAGACCAACCUGCAACAGAAAGUCCACCUGUGCGGCUUUCUGAGUCCGGACGAGAAAGUGGAGAAGAGAUUGCUGCAUCACAUCAUGGAAAAACUGUUGCUCGUUCGACGAGCAGGGGACUACAGUUUGUCAACAACAUGCUUGCCAUUUAUUCCACCCAUGGAUCAAAACUACAUCCAAUCCCGCAAGUACGAGCGGUUAAACGGCCCAUUACACGUGGAGGGAAAGCCUUGCAGGGAGAUUCUUCCCGGGGACUGCAUCAUCGCC